AACAAUAUUAAUACAGUGGUUUUUUUCUGAUGUUUAUUGUCCAGAGGUUGUCCCAAACACUCAAGAAUAUUCAACACAAAGAAGUCAAGCACCAGCUAACAGUACAGUCAAUAUACCCCGCCCCUGCUCCAGGUUAUUACGAGGGACCUCCAGUGAUGGCACCCCCUAUGUACACUGCUGCUCCCCCUCCUAGUAGCCAACCUGGUUUUCUCGAGGCCUGCCUGGCAACUUUAUGUUGUUGUUGCCUCCUAGACUCUUGCUGCUGGGAUCCGUUCCUCUGCAUCUAGUUUUUUUUUUUUUUUUUCCCGUACAACUACUUAAAUGGCAGCACUAGUAUUCACUUAUGAUCUCUCAUCUUUUCUUCUUAUUAUCCAUAGGCCGUUGCCCUUUUUUUUUUGGGGGGGGGGGGGGGGUGUCAGAAAAAAGCAGUUAUGUUACUUAAACAAAAAAAUUAGUAUGCAGGGAGUGAUAUAGAUGGUGCAGUUACAUAUAUAGUUGUGAGUUGUGACUAUGUACAAUGAACCGCUGUCCUCAGUGUUGUUCAAAGUGAACAAGUAGUUGGUACUACUUUUGAUCUCUUUUUUGGUUUUAAUUGUUCACGAGUGACCAGACAAAAGGAAUGUAAAAAUGAUGAAAGUAAUGGAUUUUCA
Molecule: messenger RNA, 650 nt
Organism: Lycium barbarum (goji berry)
Lineage: Eukaryota; Viridiplantae; Streptophyta; Magnoliopsida; Solanales; Solanaceae
Product: protein CYSTEINE-RICH TRANSMEMBRANE MODULE 11-like
Exons: 3
Coding region: 30-287 (85 amino acids)
Cellular component (GO): plasma membrane
Source: RefSeq, a predicted model, not a curated record